CUCCUGCCUUCAGAUUUAUGUAUCUCCUAUCAAUAAUCGAAUUCAUUUGUCUCGAUACAAUAGAAGGUCUAGUAAUUUUCCGUGUUUUCAUUUUGAUAGGAAAUGAAUGAACAAGCCUUUUUGACGUUGGGGAACGUUUAUACCGAAUCUAAGUCGACAUCAAGUAAAUAUGUUGCACUGAGACGCUUCAAAGCGUUCUUCGGCGUUACUCCCCGAAUUUGCAGUCUGACAUGGGACAAAAUUAAACAAAGUGUACCGAGUGGAGGUGCUCCGAAACAUCUCCUGUGGAGCUUAUGUUUCUUAAAACAAUAUUCAGUGGAACAUAAUCGGCGAUCAAUAUUUCACGCCGACGAAAAAACUAUCUGUAAAUGGACGUGGAUAUUCGUUGAGUUACUCUCAGAGUUAGACGUGAUUGAUUGGGAAGACCGUUUCGAAGGCGCCGCGAACGGACAGACAUGCUUUGUUACGAUCGACGGAGUUGACUUCAAAAUUAAUGAACCAACGCCAUUCAGUGCUGGAUGGUACAGUCAUAAAUUCAGAGCUGCUGGUCUGCGGUAUGAAAUAUCUCUGAAUAUUCGAACUGGAUUCAUAGUUUGGGUAUUCGGUGGCUACCCUUGUGGUUUGUAUCCCGAUUUGAAACUUGCACGUGAAGCUUUUGUACCAUCUUUAAAAAAUGGUGAACGUGCCAUGGCUGACAAAGGGUACAAAGAUGCAAAACGUUUCAUUUUACCCAACAUUACAAAUACAAAAGAACAUGCGUUGUACAUGUCACGUCAUGAAACCGUUAACCGACGCAUAAAGCAGUUUCAAAUACUCAAGCAAGUUUAUCGUCAUUCUAUACAAAAACAUCCAAUGAUUGUGCAUGCAGUUGCAAAUUUGACGCAAUUGAUGCUAAAAAAUGGGCAUCCUUUAUUUUGCGUCAUUUGAUUCCUAAAAUCAUUUUAGAUAAUAUCGCUUGAUUUUUUAAAAUAAAUCCAGUUG
Bradysia coprophila is the source of this 981-nucleotide messenger RNA. RefSeq lists its product as uncharacterized. Lineage: Eukaryota; Metazoa; Arthropoda; Insecta; Diptera; Sciaridae. The record is from RefSeq and is a predicted model, not a curated record.